Messenger RNA from Magallana angulata, 4897 nucleotides. RefSeq names its product general transcription factor 3C polypeptide 4-like. The record is from RefSeq and is a predicted model, not a curated record. Gene Ontology annotation, cellular component: transcription factor TFIIIC complex. Bases 34 to 2052 code for a protein of 672 amino acids. Gene Ontology annotation, biological process: transcription initiation at RNA polymerase III promoter. Gene Ontology annotation, molecular function: protein binding; histone acetyltransferase activity. Lineage: Eukaryota; Metazoa; Mollusca; Bivalvia; Ostreida; Ostreidae. The transcript is spliced from 19 exons.
AAUUUACAUAAACUGGUCUAAAGCACUUACAAAAUGAUGGGAUGUGAGAAGAGGACAGCAGAUGCCGAGUUUUCCGACCAGAUAUUUUGCCAUAAUGCAGUUCAGUGGAGUGAAGACAACCGAGUUUCAGUGUGUUCAGAAAAGGGUAUUAUUAUUAUGGAGAUGAAGCAUUCACCUCUUCAAUUGGAUAAGAAAUUUCAUUACAACCUGUCACAAAUUCCUAACCCAAAAGAAUCAAACAAUGCUACAAGACUACCACUGGAUGUUUUUAGAUCAUGGAAGACAAAGAGCAGCAACUUUACAGAAGAUGAAUUACAAGAGUUAUUUCUUGACCAUCCAUUGCAUCCAUAUUUGAGUGGACAGGUGGUGAAUCUUGGUUAUGUUCGAGCAAAGUGGUCACCUAAAGGUGCAGACCUGAUGGGGAGGUGUGCAUUGGCUGCUAUCACAGGCAACCACAGUCUAAGUAUUUAUGUGACUGGAAAUGACAGAAAGAAGUUUAAACAGGUAUUUGAUUUGAACUCCAUAUUGUUUAAAAGAUAUGAAGACAGAGUGUCGAAGAAUAUGACCUUCACUGAAUUUAAGGAUGUAAGCUACAAUAUGUUUGCAGUAGAUGCUGCUUGGUCACCAUUGUGUAAUUAUGAAGAUGUCAGUUAUUUCCUGAUGGCAGUGGCAAUGAAAAAUGGUGUGAUACAGCUUUGUAAGGUCCACAUUCCUUUGUGCUCAGAAGAGAAUGUCAGUAUUGUUAGUGAAGUUCACCCUCUGUGUUCUAUUCCCUCAUCUGUUUGUUGGAGCCCUGAACCAUGUAAUGGAAAAGGAUACAUUGCGGUCGGCUAUCAGACCGGCCAGGUGAUGAAUCUGAUAGUGGACUAUAGAAGAAUGGCUGUAGACUCGGUCGCUGGGCUCCAUGACGAGCAAGAUCUCAUCCAAGUGGGAAGUAGCGCCUGGAAAGUUAUGUCAAAGGGGAUGAUGCUUCUCUUGGUAACCAAAGAAAUUCAUGUACUUUCCUUUCUGAUAGACAGUAAAACGGCAGCAGUGUUGAAAAAAAAUUUACAUAUAGGGCAGCACAACUUCUCUGUUACAGGGCUGAUAUCCAUUGGAGAUUUAUUUGUGAUGUCAUCAGAAGAUGGACAAUUACAAACCCUGCAAGCUACAUUCAGUGAAAAUGACGGACAUGUUGAAAUAGGAUUUUCACCAUUAAGUACAGACUUUCAUGAAGUAAGAAAAAUCUUUGGCAUAAGCUGCUCACCAAAUGGAACAUACGUUAUUGUAGCAACUUGGCCCUUAAAAAAGUUUGACUGGAAGUUUAUGAAGAGACGCCCUAUGCAUAUUUACACGCUCCCUCUGAAACCAGAUGCUGAAUCAAGAAAAAGUGCUGAAAAACUCCUAUUGGAUGAAACUGUGCCAAUGAAACAUAUCCCAGAUGUUCUGGAGUAUUUUCGACAGUGCUUGUGGUCAGGAGUCAAUAUUAUCCCCUCCCUAACCAACUUUGUGACACAGACACACAAAUGGUUCUCUAUGAAUGUCAAACUGCUGAGAGUAUUAAGGUAUUUCAUCUUGACAAUUCAGUUGCACAUCCCAGAAACAACAGAUGAAGGAAUAAAUGAAGCUGCCCUGGCCAAAGGCACUGUUUCUGAAUUGUCUGUCAUUAUUAUGCUGAAGUAUUUGGAAAAAGUGUUUGAUACUCUGUUGAGGUCUCAACAGCAGAAGUUUACUCAGACAGAAGUCAAAAUUCUCAGUACAAUGCUCAGAUGGCUUGAAGGGAAAGAAGAAAAGUGUCGCAGUCUAAAGUCUGAACAAGUACAACAGCUGUUGAAGAACAGAGAAUAUUCUGACUGCCCCAUUUGUCACUCAUCUCUAAAAGAAGAAGAAUUGACAUCAUUUUGUCCAAAUGGACACACAUUUGGAAUCUGUUGUUUGACAUUUUUGCCUUGUUCCACAACAUACAGAACCUGUAUUAACUGCAACAGUUUAGCUCUUCCUUUACAGAAUAUCAAAGGUAUAUCCUUUUUGGCUGAUGAGGAAUGUUCUCUAUGUGGAGGAAUGCUUUUUUGAAGAAAGAGUCAUUAGAUGAAAUCUAUUAUCAAUGUAUGAAAAAUUUCAGCAACGUAGAAUAUGAAAAAGAUGCUCAAAGGAGAUCUGGUCAUAUUUUGUCAAAAAAAGUCUGGAUCAAAAGUAAGGUUAUUAUCAAUUCUGUAUGCUAGAGUCGAGUUAUAUUUUUUAAAAGAUUUUCGUCAUAGCCAUGCAAAAUUGUAACUUUUUAGAGAGAGAGAGAGAGAGUGAGAAAGAGAGAGAGCUUUCGUUACAUUUGUGAUGGUGAGAAUAACCACUAUUAUUAUUUUGUAAGCAUGUAAUUUGCAUGUUUAUCAUACAAGUUGCUAUACAUGUAUAUUCAUUUUUGUGAGGCCCCUUGAGGGUUUAUUUGACAUAUUCAUGUUUGUUAUUGUGAUAUCAUAUAUAUGACCAAUUCACCUCUCAAAAUGCUCUAAAUUAUGGUUGUCUGUUGCUUUAAAUUACAAUGUAUGUAAAGAAAACCAAUUCAUUUAUCAGUUAACUUUAAAUUGAAUAUUGCAAUUCAUUUCUUAAGUAUUCCUUACGACUUCAAAUGCACAUACAUCUGAUCAAGUCUUUUCUAUCAAAAAAUGCACUUCUCUACUCUACCUGUCUUGGGCACCUAUCAGGCAAACCUGGUAUAUAUUCAUGUCAAUGAUGAGCAAUAAUGUUCCAAUCAGUCAAAAUUUAGCUUAAUAAUAUUUUUUAUUAUUAUUACAGAAGGGUUUUUUGAAACAGAAGAAUACAUUUAGAAUUUAUUGGAUCUUUACAAAUCCCAACCAUCAAAAGAGUCUCAUUUAUAAACAUCUAGCUCUGGCCUUUUCUAGGGGCAUUCUUACCCUAUAGUGUUUUUAAGGCGUCGAGCUAAUGCUCGGCAGCCUUCUAGCGAUCGUCUGGAUUGGCAACUGUCCAAAAAUUCAUGCACUGCACCGCCUUUUUAAUGCGCAUAAAAAAUAAGUUCCUUGGAGUAUUAAACGUAUUACAAGAUUUGUAUUCCUUUUAUUCAACUAAAUUGUGUACAAAAAAACAACUUUGCCUCCCUGGUUAUUGACAACUCAUUGCAUUAGUAUAAGUUUGCUUAAUCAAGAAAUGGCGGAUGAAUACAAUAAGGUGCAAUGUAAACAUUCACUAAAAUAUUAUUUAAGUUUAUCGCUUACAUUUUGAUUGGAGACUGUGCCCGAUAGAAAUAAAAUUUGAUAUGUAAAUGUAUUUCUUAUCGGGCAUGGUCUCCAAAAUAAUUGUAAGCGAUAAACUUAUCUAGAGAUUUUGUUGCAAUUAAUAAACACGAUAAUGCAGUUGGUUUGGUCGAGCAUUUUAGAUAGCACGUGUUGUGGAUUUGUUUGUAAACAACUAUAGCAUAGGUUAUCUUGUUUCAAACGGGAAUUGAAAUAAAUAAAAGUAUGUUUUAUUAUUAUAAUUAGGGACACACUGUUAAUGUAUUCAAAUUAUGAGCCUGUGAAAUGUGCAAAUACUUUUAAAGCAGAAAGAAAAUAAUAAUUUUUUUUGAACUUUCUUCGAUUUUUGUAACCAUGAUGAGUUAUUGUAUUAUAAACUCAUCACUACCUAUUUUAUAACGAAAUAUACUGAUUAUUGUUUUUGAAACAGCACAAAACGUAAUUUAUUUCCUUUUUUAUUCUAAUAUUAUUUGAUAAACGACUAUAUAUAUUAGUACAGAAAUUCAAAUUAUUGAUAUCAUUCUAUAUAAAAGAAAAUGUCAGCUCGACACCUUUGUGGCCGUUCCGGCCUUUGAUUGUGAAUUUGGAAGUUGGAAUAAAUUCUCUGAUGAUAAGGAAAAGCAGAAGCUUUUCAUCAACCUCUUAUUUUCUUCAGUUAAUGUUGGAAAGAAAAUUAGGAGUUCGGAUAAAUUGUAAAGCAAAUUUUAAUAAAUCUAAACAAAAACAUUCGAAGAACACACACACACACACAUAUAUAUAGUAAAGUAUAACACACAAUUUUACUUUGGCAUCAGUAGGGGCAGACUCAGCCUUUAAUGUUAAUUAAACUAUAACCAGUUCAAGGCACUGGUCCAGUUGCAGGAGCCGAAAGAAAAGUAGUUCAAUUGUACCAGUCAACUCGAUGCAACUAGAGCAUCUUGAGACCAGUUUUACGUCCAGUGGAUCUCAACUUGGUGUAGCAGCAGUGGAAGACUGUCAGAAACCAGUUCCAGGCUACUGGAGCCGGAAGAGAGCCAAUGGAAGAUUGUUGAUAAUUUAUUUACUCUAUGAAACUUACAAAGAAGAAUCAGUGUUAACAAAAAAGUAAUUGUAUUUCUUCAUAGGGAAGUUGCAGGAGCCAAAAAAUAUAUUAUUUCUGUCAAAUGAAAACAGAAUUUUUGGAAAAUUUAAUGAAUUUUUAAAGAAUUAUUACAGUUGAUUAAAUGGUGGUGUGUUACUGAACCAUUGGCACAUAACUCUUUUCUAUCUCCCAAAAGCAGUGAUGAAUUCUGCAAUUGAGAGUUGUUUGUGUAGUCUUGGAACCUCGUUUUUAAUGAGGUUGAUUACGAUGUUUAAUUUUUCUGGCUGAGACUCAUAGUUGGAUAUUUAGAGUUCUGCCAGAUUGACAUCUUUCCUUUCCCAAAUCUUUUUCCUUACCUUGUCGCAUACAACAUUUAGAUGAGGAAUGCAACCUGUUGGGAUUUGCAAAUGCAAAUUGGAAUGCAACCUGAUGGGAUGCCAUAGUGCCAUACUCUGAUUGUGGUAAAUUGUACUCACCUGAUGACCUAGAUGUUGAGCCCUGGCCAGAAAAAUGUUGGUGCUGAAUCGUCACCAUAGUGGUAUCCAAUGAAUUAUCUUCGGCUUUCUUCUUUUUUGCAACUAGAUUUAUGACUGUGUUUUGCAAACCCAACACU